CUACAGUUGUCCUUGCAAGGACGUGGAGAGCAUCUGAAGCCAUCUGGAUAUACUGCGUGAUGUUACAGAGGCCGAGUGGUUAAAGAGAAGAUUCCUUCAACAGGACGACAAAGGUUCAAAUCCCCGCCUCAAGUGUCCUUGAGCGAGACACUUAACACACUCUACCUAACCUUUUCUGCCUCCUUCACAGAUGCCUCCCGUUGAAGCCUGUGGCGCCCGACGGACACAAAAUCAAUCAAAAACAAAGACGUGACAUGGCGUCUCGCUUCCUCAAGUACACCGUGCUUCUUCAGAAGUACAGGACUCCGCUGCUUGUGACGAGCUGCGGCGGGGUCUUCGCGGCCAACAUGUUUUACCACGUUUUCCCCGACGUCACCUACCGUCAGCUCUAUCAGGCCUGGUCCAAAGGAGAACCGGUCACGCUGUCUGAAAAGCUCGAGGAGGUUUUCCAGCAGGUGUUGAAGGACGGUGGUUUCAGCUCACCCAAGAACUUCUCUGCCUUCGCCUCCUUUGGGUUUCAUCCGGUUGGUGCUGGUGUCCCUUGGCUUUCUACCGGGGCCCAAAUUGGCAUCCCAGCGAACUUUAACAGCACGCCCGAGGACCCGAGCGGAAUCUCCAACCGCAACAUCUUCAUCAACGGCAAAAUGGUGGACUGGAGCAGCGAUACCGGCUCGGCUCUACAGGAGGCCCUAGUGUUUUCCCUUGAUGCGCAGAAGUUCGCCAUAGCACGGGAAGCGGCCCGCUUGCAGUCCGGAGGACCUGUAAUGAGUGCGGCUGUGGCCCCGGUCUGUCUGGGUGGGGUCUGGGUGUACAGCGUGCUCAUGAAGCAGUUGUUCGGGAUCCACGCAGGGCCUCCGCUGCUUCGCGGCGGUGUGAACAUUGUGGCGCUGGGGCUCGGAGCCGUGUCCUACUUCCUCACCUCGGAUGCCGUCAGCCAGUGGAUCGACUACAACUCAGACCGCCGUGCGGCGGGGGUGUCCCGUGAUUACGCCAAAGGAGGGGUGGAGUUUUACGACAAGAUUCUGUCCAGAAACAAGACACUGCGCUCCCUGAUGGGGCAGAAGGGAGAAGAGAUGUACGCUCUGAGUGGCAACUUGUUUCCCGCUCACCUCCUUCAGCUGAAACACACAUCAUACACAUCCAGGAGGGAAGGCAUCCUCACUCUGAUGAGAGAGGAAAAAGCUUGAGAAGAAGUGGGAGGAAGUCACCUGAAGUUUAUCACUGAGAAGACUGUUAAAAGAUAGCAGAGUAGAAGUGUUCCUGAGCUUUGUUUUGAAGCAAAAAAUCCUGGCCAUAAGAAUUUCUUAUGUCAUCCUACGUGUGCUGAAUGCUAUUUUGUGCGUUUUAUGAAUCCUGAAGUAGAACAAUACAAAUGACAAGACUUAGAUUUAGUGACCAGCAUGACUGGUGACUUAUUUAUCCAACUAAAGACAUGAUUUAGUUGAUUUCUCAAUGUAAAAAAAAUAAACAUUUUUGAAACCUAUUUCGGAGUAUGUGAUAAAAUAUAUGUUGUUGAGUAGAAGUGAGUGACCAGUCUUUGUCUCGCAGAAUAAGAUGCCCCAUCAGGGACAAUUAGAACCUGUUCGGAAUGAUCAGCGUUGCAAAACACUUUG
Molecule: messenger RNA, 1613 nt
Organism: Anarrhichthys ocellatus (wolf-eel)
Lineage: Eukaryota; Metazoa; Chordata; Actinopteri; Perciformes; Anarhichadidae
Gene: tmem177
Product: transmembrane protein 177
Exons: 3
Coding region: 255-1187 (310 amino acids)
Cellular component (GO): membrane
Source: RefSeq, a predicted model, not a curated record